AUGGGAUGCAGCCGACAAUGUCUUCCUAUUGGAAUCACCAUUGAAGAAGACAAAGUGAAGAAAUAUUUUCAGGAAGCCAUGGUGGGAACCUCAAGCUGCCAUGUUUUCUCCUUGUUUUUUCCAGCUUUAUUACUUUUUCUGCUUCUUCUUCUUCUUCCUUCCUCUCCCCUUAACAGCAACCGGUUACCCCAAGUUUUGACUUCCUUCUCGCCUUUCCGUCGCGACGGGACCGAUCACUCGCCGCAUUCUUCGCCGGCUCCACCGCAUGUUUCCCUGGACGGGGUUCUGUCGACUUCCGUGUAUAAAACCAAUAAACUUAAUGUUGCAGCAAUUAUUAAAAAGAAGAGCAACAUGGAGAAGAUUGAAGAUGAUUUGGCUAAAGCACGAGUAGCCAUUCUCAAAGCAGUUCAAUUGCAGAACUUUACAUCAGAGAAAGACGAUAACUUUGUUCCAAAAGGAUCCAUUUACAGAAAUCCAUAUGCAUUUUACCAGUUAAGUACUUAA
Molecule: messenger RNA, 504 nt
Organism: Hibiscus syriacus
Lineage: Eukaryota; Viridiplantae; Streptophyta; Magnoliopsida; Malvales; Malvaceae
Product: probable glycosyltransferase At5g20260
Exons: 3
Coding region: 1-504 (167 amino acids)
Source: RefSeq, a predicted model, not a curated record